GAGUGGCCCUGCCCUGGAAGAAUGCGGCUCUGCCGAGGGGGCAGAACCCGACGCAGUCUCCCCACGGUUUGAACAGCCCGAGCCCAGGCUACCCAACCGCGCCAGUGGCGGACUCUGCACGAGAGCAGCUGGAGGCCCUGAUCGAUCUGCCCACCGGGGCCUUCGGGCCCGGGAUUCGACAUGCGGGAGGAGCCGCGGCCGCGGCCUCCGCCCUCGGGCCUCGCGGGUCUCCUGUUCCUGGCUUUGUGCAGUCGGGCCCUAAGCAAUGAGAUUCUGGGUCUGAAGCUGCCCGGCGAGCCGCCGCUGACCGCCAACACCGUAUGCUUGACGCUGUCGGGCCUGAGCAAACGGCAGUUAGGCCUGUGCCUGCGCAGCCCCGACGUGACGGCGUCCGCGCUUCAGGGCCUGCACAUCGCGGUCCACGAGUGUCAGCACCAGCUGCGUGACCAGCGCUGGAACUGCUCGGCGCUCGAGGGCGGCGGUCGCCUGCCGCACCACAGCGCCAUCCUCAAGCGCGGUUUCCGAGAGAGCGCUUUUUCCUUCUCCAUGCUGGCUGCUGGGGUCAUGCAUGCGGUAGCCACGGCCUGCAGCCUGGGCAAGCUGGUGAGCUGCAGCUGCGGCUGGAAGGGCAGUGGCGAGCAGGAUCGGCUGAGGGCCAAACUGCUGCAGCUGCAGGCACUGUCCCGGGGCAAGAGUUUUCCCCACUCCCUGCCCAGCCCGGGCCCCGGCUCAGGCCCCAGCCCUGGCCCCCAGGACACAUGGGAAUGGGGUGGCUGUAACCAUGACAUGGACUUUGGAGAGAAGUUCUCUCGGGAUUUCUUGGAUUCCAGGGAAGCUCCCCGGGACAUCCAGGCACGAAUGCGAAUCCACAACAACAGGGUGGGGCGUCAGGUGGUAACUGAAAACCUGAAGCGGAAAUGCAAGUGUCAUGGCACAUCAGGCAGCUGCCAGUUCAAGACGUGCUGGAGGUCAGCCCCAGAGUUCCGGGUGGUAGGGGCGGCCUUGAGGGAGCGGCUGGGCCGGGCCAUCUUCAUUGAUACUCACAACCGCAACUCUGGAGCCUUUCAACCCCGCCUUCGUCCCCGUCGCCUCUCAGGAGAACUGGUCUACUUUGAGAAGUCUCCUGACUUCUGUGAGCGAGACCCCACCAUGGGCUCCCCAGGCACGCGGGGCCGGGCCUGCAACAAGACCAGCCGCCUGCUGGACGGCUGUGGCAGCCUGUGCUGUGGCCGCGGCCACAACGUGCUCCGGCAGACACGAGUUGAGCGCUGUCAUUGCCGCUUCCACUGGUGCUGCUACGUGCUAUGCGAUGAGUGCAAGGUCACAGAAUGGGUCAACGUGUCCCAGUAUCAUUGAAAAUAAACAAUUA
Molecule: messenger RNA, 1369 nt
Organism: Lagenorhynchus albirostris (white-beaked dolphin)
Lineage: Eukaryota; Metazoa; Chordata; Mammalia; Artiodactyla; Delphinidae
Gene: WNT10B
Product: Wnt family member 10B
Exons: 6
Coding region: 181-1356 (391 amino acids)
Biological process (GO): multicellular organism development; neuron differentiation; cell fate commitment
Cellular component (GO): extracellular region
Molecular function (GO): cytokine activity; frizzled binding
Source: RefSeq, a predicted model, not a curated record